AGGCGUGAGCCACGCGGCUCCAGAGCCGCCGUUUUCACUUCCGAGUUGAAGAAGAUCCGGUUUGCAGAGGGAAAACGAGGGCACGAGCGCGAGUCACUGACAAGAAAUUGGAGGUGACGGGAAUAGCUCAAGCUGUCAUGAGAUGGAUCACAAUCAGCCUUGUUGUGUUUGCCCUGGCUUCUCAGGUGGCUGAUGCUACGUUGUCAAAGACAGAUACCAAAAAAGCUGCCUCAAAAACCCUGGAGGAAAAGACUCACUAUUCGGAUAAAAGAGUGCAAGACCGUGGCCUGGUUUCUACUGAUUUAAAGACGAAGGAUAUUAUCCUAGAGUACAAAAGCUACUGUGCCAAAAAAGCACGAGAACGACACUUUGGGGGAGAUGUUUUGGGCUACAUAACACCUUGGAACAGCCAUGGCUAUGACAUUGCUAAGAUAUUUGGAAGCAAAUUUACGACUAUCUCGCCAGUCUGGUUGCAGGUGAAGAGAAGGGGCAAGGAGAGGUUCCAGGUGACAGGGCUCCAUGAUGCUGACCAAGGUUGGAUGAAAGAAGUGAAGAAGAAUGCCAAAAACAUCAAAAUAGUUCCACGAAUUUUGUUUGAAGGCUGGACUUACCAUGACUUUGAGAGUGUGUUUGUCAGUGAAGAUGAGAUAGAAGAGCUUUCCAGCAACCUGAUCCAAAUAGCCAAGAAUGAGAAUUUUGAUGGCUUUGUGGCUGAAGUUUGGAGUCAGCUAGGAAAUCAGAAGCAAACGGGUCUGAUUCACUUGCUCACUCACCUCUCGGAAGCUUUGCAUCAGGCGCGGCUGAAGCUGAUGCUUGUCAUCCCUCCCACUGUCAUGCCUGGAACCAAUCAGCUGGGAAGUUUCACAAAGAAAGAAUUUGAUCAGCUAGCCCCAAUAGUGGACAGCUUCAGCCUCAUGACAUAUGAUUAUUCAGCACCACAACGGCCUGGCCCUAAUUCCCCUCUACCUUGGAUGCGGGCGUGUGUUCAAAUGCUGGAUCCAGAAGCCAAGUGGAGAAGUAAAAUUCUUCUGGGACUGAAUUUUUAUGGCAUGGACUACUCUGCACUCAGCGCUUCUGGGGAGCCAAUAAUUGGAAACAAGUAUAUAGAAAUCUUGAAGGAGCAUAAACCUAAGCUGGUUUGGGAUGAACAAAUAGCUGAACACUAUUUUGAAUACAAAAAAAGUAAAGGAGGCAAGCAUGCGGUCUUCUAUCCAACUUUAAAGUCCAUCCAACUGCGGUUAGAGCUUGCAAAGGAACUGGGCACAGGAAUCGCCAUCUGGGAACUUGGCCAAGGACUGGAUUAUUUUUAUGACUUACUUUAAAAAUAUGACACAUCCUUUUUUUCAUUGACAUUUCAUCUUCAAUCAAAUGGAGCUGGAGGGGGGGUGCAGGAUGGAUUUUUUUGUGGGGAGGGGGGCAAUGUAAUUUAUAUGGAAUCAGUUUCAAAUUUUCCCAAUAAAGAGUAUCUUUUGA
Lacerta agilis (Sand lizard) is the source of this 1473-nucleotide messenger RNA. RefSeq names its product chitinase domain containing 1 (gene CHID1). Gene Ontology annotation, biological process: carbohydrate metabolic process. NCBI's taxonomy places the organism in Eukaryota, Metazoa, Chordata, Lepidosauria, Squamata, Lacertidae. Gene Ontology annotation, molecular function: chitin binding; oligosaccharide binding. Gene Ontology annotation, cellular component: extracellular region. Bases 138 to 1322 code for a protein of 394 amino acids. The record is from RefSeq and is a predicted model, not a curated record. The transcript has 13 exons.